GAUCUGCACAUGUCAGGCUGUGCUCUUGCCCACGUGUGGGUUGUGAUACACCUCAGGAAAAACUGGGAAGAGAUCUGCCAUUGGCUCCUUCCUGUGCAGUGUGUCAUCUGGCAGCUGUGUAUAUCACAGGGAACACAGGGACCAUUCUGCUGCUGAGCAAAUCUGCUUCACUGAGUAGUCAGAGAUACUUGAAGAGAGAAAAGCAAAGCAGAAGGCAGUCCUUGCUUUUUUGUUUCUGCCAGGCUCUGAAAACUCUUGGGAAACAGAAACCUGAUGGAUUAAGGACGGUGUGGAGAGCCACUAAAGCAGAUUUCUAAGGAAAGUUGCAGACUGAAGAAGAACAGUGCCCAAAAGGAAAUAUUCACUAAGAUUUCUUCCUUGGUGCAGAGAGAAAGUGUUUGGGGAUCUCUGAUAUUUCAGCUUCUCUCUGGGGGACAUAUGGGACUUAAGAAGGACAGCUGACAGGGAGCCUCUGAGGUGAAGCUGGUGUGUCCCCAGCACAGGCAGAAGGACCCAUUUAUCAACUCUUUUCUCUAGUUUGCAACCAUGGGGCAGACUUUUAAAAUGCAAGUGUGUGUGUUCCCUCCUGCAACCACCGGCUUUAGCAGCUGAGCUGGCAGAAGGCACUGAGGAGUGUGUGGCUGGAGCAGGGCUCUGCUGCCCCAGCCAUGAGACAGCACACCUGGUUCCCCUUGCAGUACAUGCCCAAGCCCUUCUGGAGAGCGGAGAACCACAACACCAGCAGCUUCUUCUCUGCACUGUACGGCUUCCCUAACCAGUCCUUCUUCCACAGUGACUUGAACCUGGAGGACCUGGGGGACUUUGACAGCGGAGCCAAGUACGAGGGCGAGUCCCAGAGCCGGACGGUGAAGGCGCUGCUGAUCGUCGCCUACUCCGUGAUCAUCUGCAUCUCACUCUUUGGCAACAUCCUGGUGUGCCACGUGGUCAUCAAGAACAAGAGGAUGCACUCUGCCACCAACCUCUUCAUCGUCAACCUGGCUAUCGCUGACGUGAUGAUCACCACGCUGAACACCCCCUUCACACUGGUGAGGUUUGUGAGCAGCACCUGGGUUUUUGGGAAGCUGAUGUGUCACAUCAGCCGGUUUGUUCAGUACUGCUCUGUCCACGUGUCUGUGCUGACCCUUGCUGCCAUUGCACUGGACCGGCACCAGGUGAUCAUGCACCCUCUCAAGCCACGCAUGUCCAUGGUGAAAGGAGGGAUUUGCAUCAUCAUCAUCUGGGUUAUGGCCAGCUGCUUCUCGCUGCCUCACGCCAUUUAUCAGACUCUGACAAGGUUUUAUAUUGGGAACAAAACCAUCCGAAUGGUCUGCCUCCCCAGUUUCCCUCCUCCUGCUGAUCUUUUCUGGAAGUAUUUGGACCUGACUACAUUUGUACUCUUGUAUGUUCUGCCUUUGCUUGUGAUCUCCAUCACAUACACCAUAGUGGCCAAAAAGCUCUGGCUGAGGAACGCCAUUGGGGACCUCACCAUGGAGCAGUACUACGCCCAUCAGCGGAAGAAGAAGAUGACGCUGAAGAUGCUGAUGGUAGUGGUGGUUGUGUUUGCCGUGUGCUGGUUUCCCCUGAACUGCUACGUGGUGCUGAUCUCCUGCAGGGCCAUCCACAGCAGCAACGCUCUGUACUUUGCUUUUCACUGGUUUGCCAUGAGCAGCACCUGCUACAACCCCUUCAUCUACUGCUGGCUGAACGAGAGCUUCCGCGCGGAGCUGCGCUCCCUGCUGUGCGUGUGCCGGCGCAGGAGCGCGGCUCAGGGCCACGCUCUGCAGCCCAUCUCCCCGCUCUUCCGGCAUGCCAAGGCUGAGAACUGCCGCUACAAGAGAAGCAGCACAUGCCAGAAGGCACAGGUACCCUCCCAGAGGAGCUCUGCAAGGACAGACAUAUCCAGCGUGCAGCCCAUUGUGGCAGAAAGCUGAGCCCUUCGUCUGACUGCUGCGCAGCAUCACGUAGGGAUUGCAAAAUCAUGGGGAAAGUGAGUUUGGAAGGGUCUCUGGAGACCAUCAAGUCAAUCUUCUGCCCACAGCACAAAAACUUCAACCUUUGACUGGGUCAUUCAGGACCUUGUUCUCUCAGGUAUCAAAAUUUGCUAGGGAUGAAUUGCCCACUUGUGGGCUGCAGAAUGAGGGGUGUUGAGUGAAUUUUUCAUUCAGCAAAAAUGAAUUCUUUAACUGCACACAAAGCCUUUCAUGGUCUAAGCAAAUAUGGGGAAGCUACACUGGUUUUACACACACCAGCUGCUCACUGUGGCUUGAUGUAAAGCUGUUAGGGCUUUAACUUUGUGAACUGACACUUUUUUGGCAUAAAAUCUAAAUUAUUUUCACUUUCAAUAAUAUUUUAUUUUUUACCAGUCCUCAAGAGCUGUGUUCUUUGUGGCUUCCCUGCCAGCCUGGCAGCCCUUCUCAUUGGGUCAGCCUGUCCUCCUGUCCUGUAGUUAUCCUGUGGGCAGCAGCAGCAGCAACCUUUUGACAGCUAUGGAACUUGGGGCUCUGCCUUUGUCUGAGAUGGAACCAGCAUUGUGUUGGUUCCAUCACAACGGAACAAACCAGACCUGCAGGUUUUCAACCAAACAGGCAGGAGAUGGAGGAAGUUUAACAAACCUGUUACAUGUGAACGGUCAUGUAUUCCCUGCUCAGUUAAAAUGAGCAUCUGACAAUGUGUCACAGCAUUCACCUCAAGCACAGCAUGUCACAGCUGCAGUCCUGCAUGAAAGGCUGCUUGAAUUUGGAAAUCAAGAUGCUUUGAUGGGUACAAAAAUAUGUGACCUGAGAAUGUAUUUGUAUUUCAAAGAGAAACUGUGAAGGGGAGGAAAGAGUAAGAGCAACACUAAUCUUGCUUUUUUCCUAAGUUAUUGUGGGGAGGAGGAGGACAACAGCAGUUAGGACAGGGACAGGGACAGGGACAGGGACAGGGACGUGGCUUGGGGACACUGCAAAUCCCAGUGGUAUUGACAGUACUAAGGCUUCAGGUCUGCUCCCAUCUGAGGCACAGUGGUAUCUUUUCCUUCACAUCUGCAGGAAUUACUCUGCUGAGGAUAUGCCAUGGGGAGGAAAUGGAAUUAGAAGCAUCUCUUCAGAGAGCAAAUACCCAAGGCUCAGGUAUUGGCUCUGACCAGGUGAGCCUUCGAUUUGGUUCCACUGGAGCAGAGUCCUGGCACAGCAGAGGCAGUACCAAAACCUUUAAUUCUGUGUUACAAGUAAAUUACAGCACAAACCAGACAUUACUCCUACGCUGGGUGUUUUACUGUCUGGAAAACUGAGAAUCCACAACACUACAAAUAGCAUUUCCCUACUAUUACUGUCUGGAGGUUUCUAUAAACAAAAUCUCUUCUUUAAAAACCAAACCAAUCAAAAAUGCAAAUAAACAUUGUUACUGUAACAAUAAAACUUAUUCUCCUUCAAAUGCUCUUCCCUUUACAUUGGAAAAAAUCAAAGAGAUUAAAUAAUACAGAGAACUGUCAAACUGCUUACUCUGGGCUAAAUAAAUCAGUCUGUUCUUGUCCCUCAUCCUUCAUCAUGCUGGCUCAGCAUCCCUCAGCCUUGUGUGAAGGGAUGGAUGGUGCAAAGGUUAAACCCACAGGCUGCCCGUCUGAGCGUGGCAGCAGGCAGACAUCCCUCACCUGGCAACAGCUCUCCAAGGGACAGUUUGCUCUCAGAUGAAAAGCUGACAUUGUUGCCUCAUAGCACAUCCCAUGCUGAUUCCUGCACAGCAGCGCCUUCCUCAGUAGGAGUCUGCAGUCUGGCUAUGCUGAGCUGCCUUAAAAAACAUUGUGAUUGGUUUUUGUAAAAGUCUGGCAAACUUCCCCCUGAUUACAUACAACCUCCCAUUGGAUGCUCUUGCUUGAAUACGCUGUUAAAAUAUCUGUGUGGUUGUAAUUCAGUAAGAUUUGAUUUACCAAUGUUCUUUGGGGGCUAACACUCAAAUAAAAUACUGAUUCAGCACCCUCUCUCUCA
Catharus ustulatus (Swainson's thrush) is the source of this 3965-nucleotide messenger RNA. RefSeq names its product probable G-protein coupled receptor 83. The record is from RefSeq and is a predicted model, not a curated record. Lineage: Eukaryota; Metazoa; Chordata; Aves; Passeriformes; Turdidae. Gene Ontology annotation, biological process: neuropeptide signaling pathway. The transcript is spliced from 4 exons. Gene Ontology annotation, molecular function: neuropeptide Y receptor activity. Bases 669 to 1931 code for a protein of 420 amino acids. Gene Ontology annotation, cellular component: membrane.